Zeugodacus cucurbitae (melon fly) is the source of this 3309-nucleotide messenger RNA. RefSeq names its product heat shock protein 67B1-like. The record is from RefSeq and is a predicted model, not a curated record. Bases 373 to 2715 code for a protein of 780 amino acids. The transcript has a single exon. Lineage: Eukaryota; Metazoa; Arthropoda; Insecta; Diptera; Tephritidae. Gene Ontology annotation, biological process: response to heat; protein refolding. Gene Ontology annotation, molecular function: protein folding chaperone.
GCAAUUUGCACUCAUAUGAAAACCAGUUAGGAAGCGAAUCGGGCGUGUUUCGGCACAGCGCAUCGGUUGCAUUCGAAUGCUACAACUUCUACUGCAUCAACUAAGCAGCUUAGACAGAGAGCAGAAAACUGCAAAAUUUAAGUGUUAAUUUCGUGCGAAAUAAUUAAAAAAAAUUCACUCCUUGUUUAUAACGCGAAAAAUCGACGAGUGAAAAGUCGGUGUCGAAAUACGCUGUCUCUUGAAACGUGUCGUGUAACCGUGAACGCAUCGCUGAAGUGGGUGUGCGAAAGUGUGUGCGUUUUGCAAAAAGAAAAAACAAAACUUUCCGAUUAAGAUAUAUUAAAAUAUAUACAUACAUACACAUUGUAAACGAUGUCACUAAUACCGUUCAUACUUGAAUUGGCCGAUGAGUUGCAUGAAUUCAAUCGUUGCCUGGCCACCGGUGGUAUGGAUGUCGACGACUUCGGUUUCGGUAUCUAUCCGCAUGAAUUGCAGCCGCAGCAACAGCAGCAGCAGUCACCGCAGCAACAACAGCAACAGCAGUCGCAACAUCCACUGCAACAGCAGCAAGCACAGCAACAACAUUUGUCGCCGCAGCAGCAGCAGCGACGCCCACGCACGCUCUCCCAGUUCUAUUGGUUGCCAAAUAUAAGUAAAAGUCGGCACCAUCCCUACUAUCGUGGCAAACCCUGCUGCAACAAAACUCCCAUACAUUUGGUGCACGACCAUCAGCUGGAGAAGGAAUCAUCUUCGACUGCUGGAGGCGGUGGCGGCGGCGGUGGUGUUGGUGGCGUCACCAAUUCUGGCUCCACGACCGGCAUAACGGUGGGUGACAAGGAGUCGACGACCACUACUGCUGGUGCUCAUGCCACAAACUCAUCGAGCUCAUCCAAUGCGGCUGGCAAUUCGUCAGCUGGUAAAUCCGCGUAUUCGGUGGUUAAUAAGAAUGGCUUUCAAGUCAGCAUGAAUGUGAAGCAAUUCGCACCCAACGAAUUGACCGUCAAGACAAUCGAUAAUUGUAUCGUCGUCGAGGGUCAGCACGAAGACAAGGAAGAUGGGCAUGGCGUUAUUUCGCGACACUUCAUCCGAAAGUAUAUGCUGCCGAAGGGAUAUGACCCGAGCGAAGUGCUUUCAACAUUGUCCUCGGAUGGAAUUUUGACUGUUAAGGCGCCACCGCCAGCACUGAAGACUGACGAGACUAUGGAACGCAUUGUCGACAUACAGCAAACUGGCGGAACGGUACAAGUUCAACAGAGCGCUGCUGCUGCUAAGGAGCCUGCAAAUAGCGUAGUGGCUAGCAGUGGCAAGGAAGCCCAAACCAGUGCAGCAGCAGCUAUGGUGGAACAGACAGUGACAGCCACAGCAGCCGUUGCAGCUGGGAGCUUACCAACAGCGGUGGCAACAACAUUACAAAAACAACAACAACAACCGGAACCACAGCAAAAGCAACAAAAACAACAACAACCACAGCAGUUGAGUGCAACAGUCGAAGGUGUGCAACAGCAGCAGCAGCAGCCAACAAAAUUGUCACAGGCAACAACAACAACAAAAGACUUGCAGGUAACGUGCGAACGCAAUGGCAAACUGGAACCGAAUGAGUUGCACGCCGAGCAAGAGACUGAAACACGAACAGCUGAGCAGACAGCCACGUCUUCCAACACCAACAACAUAGCCGCCAACAAUAACAAUAACAACAAUAACAAUAACACUAACAGUAACAAUAACAGUGAAGUCACCAACAUGGAGUGUAGUGAGCUAAAAGCCACUGUUACUUCCAAGGCCACUCUGCAAACGGAAGUGCAAGAACAGGAGUGCGCAGUAGAGGACGCCGAGCCGACACUCACCGUCGCUGUAGAUGAUGUCAAUAAUAAAAUGCCACACACAACCGAUGCCACAAAAUCAUCGUCGAGAAUUGACGCCAUCAUGGCUGACGCUACCGCAGAUGAGCCGAUGGAGACAGAGGAAGAGCUGGAGGCUGUUACUAAGGAGGAAGUGCUCGCACAGAAACCUAAUGAGGUCUCAAUACCCACAGCAGUUGUUGAAGAAGACACAGCGACCGCCAACAACACUGAUGCUGGCGUUAACUCGGCUACAGCAACAGCAACAACUAAUAACAAUACCACUUCCAAUGAUCUCGUCACACCGACAAACGACGCUGUGGGCGCCGUCGAAGCCAACGGUAUUGAGAUUAACACCACCAACAACAUUGAUAUCGAGUUAGCGCCCGCAACUAUUACUGAGGCCAGCGAAAUUGUUUUGAUCACCAAUAAUGGUGUGUCCGAUGAUAAGACUGCACCCACAGGCGACGACGGUCUAACGAUCAGUUUAGAGACAACAGUUGCCGAGAUAGAUGGUGUCACAGACAUGGACACAGAUGUGGCUGAGGUCGCCGACGCUGUCGAUGGUGUGGUGGAUGCGGAUGGCUUGGAUGGCGCCGUCAUCGCCAUUGGCGUCGUCGAUAUUGGCGUUGGCGUCGAUGUGAAUGUAAUCACAGCCGAUGGCAACAACGCGACUGCGCAAAAUGCCGAAGUUGUACACGAAGAGAAUCUCUCCGCUGGCAAUUUGGUGGUUGCUGCACAAUCGCCGACACCAGCUGAUUUGGUGGCAGCAGCUGAUGCCGCUAUACUGUUGGCCAAGACGCAAUGUGAUGGUGGUGGUGCCGGUGAUGUUGCAGCCAGUAAACCUGCUCUAACCACCGAGGAGAUAACUAACUAAGCGGGUGGGGGUCAGAGAGAGAGAGAGAGCGGGCGUAGUGGUAGCACGAAAGAUUUGAGCAGAAAAGAAAAAAAAUGAAAAUAUUGCAGAAAUAGAAAAAGAUAGUAACGGUAUAAACAUUCACUUUGGCAGAUACAUACGUAUAUAUGAGAAAAACAAAAGAACACAAAACUAAGAAAAAAAAAAAAACAAAAUUGCGUUUACAUUUUAAGUACUUAACUAUGGUAGUAGCAGGUAAAGAUGAAAAUAAACUAAAAAAUAAAAACAAAAACAAAAAGCAGAUGAAGCAAGUGAUAUAAAAAGUAGAAAUAUAAAACGCGUAGAGAGCGCAGGCGGCGUACAUACAUUUAAACGCCAUUUCCUACAUGCAUUCAUACACAUUCUAACAUAAAUUAAUUUUUAACAAACACACAUACAAACAAAAAUAGUAGUAAACUGUACACAAAAUAGUACCAUUAGUUAAAAAGCCUUGCAAAUUAUAAUAAAUCGUCUAUGCGAGAAAUUUAAAAAAAAAAAUUGUAUUAAUUUUCUAUAUAUAAAAUCGGCUUUUGCUGCUAUUCAAAAUAAACUGAGUUCACACUCAUUGCAUUCCAA